AGUAGCAUGGACAUCCGCAAUGACGUCUCCCAGCUGAGGAAGCUGGAGAACUGCACCAUCAUCGAGGGCAACCUGCAGAUCCUCCUCAUGUUCACCACCGCCGCCGAGGACUUCUGUGGCCUCAGUUUUCCCCGUCUCAUCAUGAUCACCGAGUACCUGCUCCUCUUCCGGGUCUACGGGUUAGAGAGCCUGCGUGACCUCUUUCCCAACCUGUCCGUCAUCCGGGGCACUAACCUGUUCUUCAACUAUGCCCUGGUCAUCUUCGAGAUGCCCCACCUCAGAGACAUCGGCUUGCACAGCCUGACCGAUAUUCUGCGGGGCUCGGUGCGCAUCGAACGCAACCAGGAGCUCUGCCACAUCUCCACCAUCGACUGGGGGCUGCUCCUGCUCGACUCGGUAGAGAACAACUACAUCGUGAGCAACAAGCAGGUGGAGGAGUGUGCCGACGUGUGCCCGGGCAUCCUGGACGUGGAGAAGCCCUGCGUCCAGACCAACAUCAACGGGCAUCUAGAGUAUCGCUGCUGGACAUCCAGCUACUGCCAGAAAGUAUGUCCCUGUGGAGACGGAAUCGCCUGCACCGCGGCCGGGGAAUGCUGCCACCCGGAGUGCCUGGGAGGCUGCAGCCGUCCGUGGGACAGCAGGGCCUGCGUGGCCUGCCGCCACUUCCACUUCAACGGGCAUUGCCUGACCUCCUGCCCGGCCCGCACCUACCGGUACGAGGGCUGGCGCUGCGUGACGGCCGAGUACUGCGCCAGCCUGCGCAAGGUGUCCGAGAACCCCCGCGAUGCCUCUGAGUUCGUCAUCCACCACGAGAGGUGCCUGUCCGAGUGCCCCUCGGGGUACACACGCAAUGACAGCAGCAUCUUCUGCCACAAGUGCGAGGGGCUGUGCCCCAAGGAGUGCAAGGUGGGCACCAAGACCAUCGACUCGACCCGUGCGGCGCAGGAACUGGCCGGCUGCACCUACGUUGAGGGCAACCUGAUCGUUAACAUCCGCAGGGGCUAUAACCUGGCCUCGGAGUUGCAGAACAGUCUGGGACUCAUUGAGACCAUCACGGGCUUCCUGAAGAUCAAGCACUCCUUCGCCCUCGUCUCCUUGUCCUUCUUCAAGAACCUCAAGCUCAUCCGGGGGGACUCCAUGGUGGACGGGAAUUACACCCUCUACGUCCUGGACAACCAGAACCUGCAGCAGCUCUGGGACUGGAGCCACCACACGCUCUCCAUCCCUGUAGGGAAGGUGUACUUCGCGUUCAACCCCAAGCUGUGCCUAUCCGAGAUCUACCGCAUGGAGGAGGUGACGGGCACCAAGGGCCGGCAGAACAAGGCUGAGAUCAAUCCUCGCACCAAUGGGGACAGAGCCUCCUGCAAGACCCAGACUCUGCGCUUCGUUUCCAACAUCACCGAGUCCGACCGCAUCUUCCUGAAGUGGGAGCGCUACCGGCCCCCCGAGUACCGUGAUCUGCUCAGCUUCAUCGUCUACUACAAGGAAUCGUCCUUUCAGAACGUGACCGAGUAUGUGGGGCAGGAUGCCUGUGGGGCCAACAGCUGGAACGUGGUAGAUGUGGAGCUGCCACUGAACAACGACCAGGAUCCAGGGGUGGCCCUGCUGAACCUCAAGCCUUGGACCCAGUAUGCCAUCUUCGUCCGUGCCAUCACCCUGACCACGGCCGAGGAGGGGCGCAACUACGGGGCGCAGAGCGAGGUGGUGUACAUCCGCACCAUGCCGGCAGCCCCCACAGUGCCCCGGGACGUCCUCUCCAUGUCGAACUCCUCCUCCCACAUCAUUGUGCGCUGGAAACCGCCCAGCCAGCGUAACGGGAACAUCACCUACUACCUGGUGCUGUGGCAGCAGCUGGCCGAGGACCUGGACCUCUACGUCAAUGACUAUUGCCACAAAGGCCUUAAGCUGCCCACCAGCAGUGCGGACACCCGCUUCAAUGUGGACGACAGCGGGGGUCCCGAGCUGGAGCAGGACACGGAGGAGCGGUGCUGCCCGUGCCACCGGGACAGCGGGCAGCUGCAGAUGGAGGGCGAGGCUGUCUCCUUCCAGAAGAAGUUUGAGAACUUCCUACACAAUUCCAUCAUCAUCCCCAGACCCCCUUGGAAGGUGACGUCUGUCAAAAAGAACCCUCAGAGAACUCGGAAGAGGCGCAGAGACAUCUUGGCCAUGACCAGUUCUGGCCACCCCCUCUCCAAUGCCUCCUCUCUGGAGCCCCCAGGGAAACCGCCGUCCCUGAACCUAACGGGUGCCGGCCCCAAAGCCCAAACAGAUUUCCGGAUCUUUGAGGACAAAGUGGUGCGGGACCGGACCGUCAUCUCCCAGCUGCGCCACUUCACCGAGUACCGCAUCGACAUCCACGCCUGCAACCACGCUGCCCACACGGUGGGCUGCAGCGCGGCCACCUUUGUCUUUGCCCGGACUAUGCCUGAGCUGGAAGCAGAUAACAUCCCCGGCAACGUCACCUGGGAGCCGGCCAGCAAGAACAGCGUCCUGCUGCGCUGGGAGGAACCCAAGAACCCCAACGGGCUCAUCCUCAAGUACGAGAUCAAGUACAGCCGGGAAAACGAGGAGGUCACCACUGUGGUGUGUGUCUCUCGCCACCGCUACGCCAAAUACGGGGGUGUCCACCUUGCCCUUCUGCAGCCGGGGAAUUACUCUGCCAAGGUCCGGGCCACCUCGCUGGCUGGGAACGGGUCGUGGACUGGACUCAUCAAAUUUUACAUCCUUGGCCCGGCCGAGGAGGAGUCUGGCGGCUUCUACGUGCUGCUGACCGUCAUGCCCAUUGUCCUCAUGGUGGUGAUCACCUGCCUGGUUGUCUUUGUCUUCUUCUACUAUAAGAGAAGGAACGAUGACGGAUACCCAAGCGGCACGCUUUAUGCUUCGGUCAAUCCGGAAUACUUCAGCACCUCGGACAUGUAUAUCCCAGAUGAGUGGGAGGUGUCGCGGGAUAAGAUCACGGUGAUCCGGGAGCUGGGGCAGGGAUCCUUUGGGAUGGUCUAUGAAGGGAUCGCCCAGGGCAUCGAAAAAGAGGACGAGGAGACCAAGGUGGCCUUGAAGACUGUCAACGAACUGGCCACCAUGAGGGAGCGGAUUGAAUUCCUGAACGAGGCCUCGGUCAUGAAGGCAUUUAAGUGUCACCACGUGGUCCGGCUCCUUGGUGUGGUGUCCCAGGGCCAGCCAGCCCUGGUCAUUAUGGAGCUGAUGACCCGAGGGGACUUGAAGAGUUACCUCCGCUCUCUCAGACCGGACGCAGAGAACAACCCUGGUCUGCCGCCCCCGUCACUGAAGAACAUGAUCCAGAUGGCAGGGGAAAUCGCCGAUGGCAUGGCCUACCUCAAUGCUAAGAAAUUUGUGCACCGGGACCUCGCUGCCCGCAACUGCAUGGUGUCGGAGGACUUCACGGUGAAGAUUGGAGAUUUCGGCAUGACCAGAGACAUCUACGAGACGGAUUAUUACCGGAAAGGUGGCAAGGGGCUGCUUCCCGUCCGCUGGAUGUCCCCGGAAGCCCUGAAGGACGGGAUCUUCAACACCCACUCCGACGUCUGGUCGUUUGGGGUGGUGCUCUGGGAGAUCGCCACGCUGGCUGAGCAGCCCUACCAGGGCUUGUCCAACGAGCAGGUGCUGCGCUUUGUGAUGGACAAUGGCAUCCUGAAGCGGCCUGAGAACUGCCCGGAGAAACUCCACGAGCUGAUGAGCUGGUGCUGGCAGCAGAACCCCCGCCAGCGCCCCAGCUUCACCCAGCUACUGGAGAGCAUCAAGGACGACAUGGACCCCAGCUUCCGCAACAUCUCCUUCUUCUACAGUGCCGAGAACAAGCGCCGGGGCUCCUGCGAGCCCUCAGAUGUGGAGACGGACAACCUGCUGGAGGAGGAGCCGUCCACCGCCCUGGCUGCCCUGCGCCUCCCCCUUGCCACCAACGGCAGCCCUGGGCCCGCCGUCGCCCCACAGAAAGACCGGAGCUGUCCCAGGAACUGCUGUCACUUGAACGGGGCACCGUACCUCUGA
Molecule: messenger RNA, 4005 nt
Organism: Gopherus flavomarginatus (Mexican gopher tortoise)
Lineage: Eukaryota; Metazoa; Chordata; Testudines; Testudinidae
Gene: INSRR
Product: insulin receptor related receptor
Exons: 21
Coding region: 7-4005 (1332 amino acids)
Biological process (GO): positive regulation of phosphatidylinositol 3-kinase/protein kinase B signal transduction; glucose homeostasis; positive regulation of MAPK cascade
Cellular component (GO): insulin receptor complex; membrane; axon
Molecular function (GO): ATP binding; insulin receptor activity; phosphatidylinositol 3-kinase binding
Source: RefSeq, a predicted model, not a curated record